This is a messenger RNA of Menidia menidia (Atlantic silverside), 1902 nucleotides long. The record is from the annotation of a GenBank genome assembly. Lineage: Eukaryota; Metazoa; Chordata; Actinopteri; Atheriniformes; Atherinopsidae.
AUGGCACCCAAAAAGAACAAAGCAACCAAGAAGAAUAAGGGGGACAUCAAUGAUAUAAUGGUGGAGAGCAGUCCCGUAAACAAGAUCAAUGGAUUAAACACUCUCAUAGAGGGAGGAAAUGGCUUCAGCUGCAUCUCAACUGAAGUCAAUGAUUCUUUGUAUGCUCCAAACCUUCUGGAAGGUUUGAGCACGAUGAGACAGGAUAGCUUCCUCUGUGAUCUAACAGUUUCCACCAAUUCAAAGUCAUUUGAUGUCCACAAGGUUGUCAUGGCCUCCUGCAGUGAGUACAUUAGAAACAUCUUGAAGAAGGACUCAACCCUCCAGAAGAUCGACCUGAACGACCUCUCACCAGUCGGUCUGGCCACUGCAAUCACGUACGCCUACUCAGGAAAGCUCACGCUGUCGCUUUACAACAUUGGGAGCACAAUUGCUGCAGCCAUGUUGCUACAAAUCAACACCUUAGUGAAGAUGUGCAGUGAUUUCCUCAUGCAGGAGCUCAGUGUGGAGAAUUGCAUGUACGUAGCCAAUAUUGCCGAAGCCUACGACCUUAAGGAAACCAAGGAAGCAGCACAGAAGUUCAUGCGGGAGAACUUCAUUGAGUUUUCUGAGAUGGAGCAGUUCCUGAAGCUCACAUAUGAGCAGAUAAGUGAAUUCCUUUCAGAUGAUUCCUUGCAGCUCCCCUCAGAGAUCACAGCUUUCCAGAUUGCAAUGAAGUGGUUGGACUUUGACGAGAAAAGGUUGAAGUAUGCGGCAGAUCUUCUAACCCACAUCCGCUUCGGAACUAUCUCUGCCCAAGACCUGGUGAAUCAUGUCCAGAGUGUGCCAAGAAUGAUGCAAGACUCUGAGUGCCACCGUCUUCUUGUCGAUGCCAUGAAUUAUCAUCUGCUGCCAUACCAACAGAACAUCCUGCAGUCACGUAGAACAAAGGUUCGAGGUGGCCUUAAGGUGAUCCUCACAGUUGGUGGACGUCCCGCCUUGACAGAGAAAUCUCUCAGCAAAGAUGUUCUCUACAGAGAUACAGAUGAUGUGUGGAAUAAGUUGACAGAAAUGCCAGCAAAGAGCUUUAAUCAGUGUGUGGCAGUCCUUGAUGGUUUCCUUUAUGUGGCGGGUGGAGAGGACCAGAAUGAUGCGCGAAACCAGGCGAAGCAUGCUGUUGGCAACUUCUGCAGGUAUGAUCCCCGCUUCAACACCUGGAUUCACUUGAACAACAUGAUCCAAAGACGUACCCACUUUAGCCUCAACACUUUCAAUGGCCUCUUGUUUGCCAUUGGAGGGCGAAAUGCUGAUGGUGUUCAAGCCUCCAUGGAGUGCUAUGUGCCCUCCUCCAACCAGUGGCAGAUGAAGGCCCCAAUGGAGGUGCCUCGCUGCUGCCAUGGCAGCUCAGUUAUCGAUGGAAAGAUUCUCGUUACAGGAGGUUACAUCAACAAUGCUUACUCCAGGGCGGUGUGCUCCUAUGACCCAUCUACUGACACCUGGCAGGAUAAGAGCAGUCUAAGCACACCAAGAGGCUGGCAUUGCGCUGCCACCAUUGGAGACCGGGCCUUCGUCAUUGGUGGUAGUCAGCUAGGUGGUAGAGGGGAGAGAGUAGACGUCCUUGUUGUAGAAUCUUAUAACCCUCACAAUGGGCAGUGGAGCUACUGCGCACCUCUUCACACAGGCGUGAGCACAGCCGGUAUUUCCAUUUUGAACAACAAGAUCUAUCUGCUGGGGGGCUGGAACGAGGGUGAGAAGAAGUACAAGAAAUGUAUUCAGGUUUACAACCCUGACCUCAAUGAAUGGACUGAGGAUGAUGAGCUGCCAGAAGCUACAGUUGGCAUUUCCUGCUGCGUCGUCACCAUACCCACACGGAAAACAAGAGAGUCCAGAGCCAGUUCAGUUUCAUCCGCACCAGUCAGUAUAUAA